Messenger RNA from Scleropages formosus (Asian bonytongue), 1207 nucleotides. RefSeq names its product microtubule-associated protein 1 light chain 3 alpha (gene map1lc3a). The coding region runs from base 181 to 546 and encodes 121 amino acids. The record is from RefSeq and is a predicted model, not a curated record. NCBI's taxonomy places the organism in Eukaryota, Metazoa, Chordata, Actinopteri, Osteoglossiformes, Osteoglossidae. The transcript has 4 exons.
UGUCCCGGAGCUGUUUUGGUACAGAGACCCAGCGGACCUGGGGACGUCGCAGUAUCAGGUCGUUGAAACGUCGCGCGGUGGUGGAGCGCGCGCGGGCUUCGUGACAGCCGCGCGCUGUGUGAGUGUAACCGGUCCGCUUGUGUUGUGUUGUGUUCCGAAGCGCAGCUCGCAGACAUCAUCAUGCCUUCCGACAGACCCUUCAAACAAAGAAGGACAUUUGCUGAUCGUUGCAAAGAAGUUCAGCAAAUCCGAGAACAGCACCCCAAUAAAAUCCCGGUAAUAAUCGAGAGAUACAAGGGAGAAAAACAGUUGCCUGUGUUGGACAAGACCAAAUUCCUGGUCCCUGAUCAUGUCAACAUGAGUGAGCUGGUGAAGAUCAUCAGGCGCCGACUUCAGCUCAACCCCACACAAGCCUUCUUCCUGCUGGUGAACCAGCAUAGCAUGGUCAGCGUAUCCACACCCAUCUCAGAGAUCUACGAGCAGGAGCGCGAUGAGGAUGGCUUCCUCUACAUGGUCUAUGCCUCCCAGGAGACCUUUGGUUGCUAGGGAGUGAGUCCAGAAAUGGUGGGAGGUGUCUGAGAGGAUGGGGAAAAUAAGGCUGCAGCUGAAAACAUGUGUCCUCUCUGAACCCCCUGGGUGGACGUGAAUCAGAUGUCCCCAAGGGUAUUAAGCAGGAAAAGCUGCAACUGUCUUUGAUGACUUUAGUGUGUAUACCCUGCAAGUCCUUCUCUUUGUGUGCUGUUCAUAGAUGACGUGCAAUAGUUUUAUUAUCUGCUAUUGUAGGUAGAUUUCUGAUGGGUGUAGGGUAAAUACGGGGCCAGAGUUUUUUGUUUUUUUUGCUCUUGUUAUACUGUAUAUUGAACCACCAUGACUUAUGUAUUCUAUGGUGUUAACAGGAUGAUCUACUUCAGCCUGGACUCUCUUGCCUCUAAUCAAGACUUGUAUGAAGUCAGAGCUGCGACACAACCUGUUAAAUUUCAACUACUAGUCAUUUUUCAUAUUUGUUUUUCCAGUUAUUCUUCUAAAUGUAUGGUGUAUUCCUCCUUUAUAUUAAGUGCUUUUGUAUGUAGCUAAUGAAGUCUAGUGACAGAUUUAUUGAGACUAGGCAGUCAUAGCUAGCAAUUGUGUGUUGUAAUUGUAUGAAAACAUCAAACCACAUCAGAGCCCAUAAUUACUCUGCCCUUUCCUAAUACCACAGUGAAAUAUG